Arachis ipaensis is the source of this 2681-nucleotide messenger RNA. The record is from RefSeq and is a predicted model, not a curated record. Lineage: Eukaryota; Viridiplantae; Streptophyta; Magnoliopsida; Fabales; Fabaceae.
ACUUAUUACCAUUCUGCGUCACUUUCUCUCUCUCUCUCCUUCGUGUAUUUUGUGUUUUUUUUUUCCUAUUUUUUUUUUUGUUUUCUGCUUCGUGUUUCUCGCUGUGUGCGUCCCCAAUAUGACACCGUAAUGACCCUAUCUCGAACCCUAAUUCCAUAAUUGGACCCUCUCCCUCACUCAAUCGCUCUCGCCGGACACUCUUUUCAAUAAAGCACAUUUUCUGCUUCUGCGAUGGUUGUAAUUGUUCGUGUUUAUGACUAAAGGUAGUGAUUGCUAAGAAGAGUUCACACAGCUGGCAAAGACUCGAAGUUCAUCCCAAAAAGACAUCGGGUGGAGUGAGGGGCUCAUUCGGUAGUGGUAGUGAUUGCUAAUUCAUAGUUGGUAACAUUUCCUCUUAAAAUUUGUGUGCGGAGACGUAUAAAUAUGGAGCAGGAAGACAGCAAGGGAACUGAGAAUUCCCUUGAAGUGCCUUCAAAUCCUCAGUCAUCAGAAAAAGAUAGUCCUCCUGAAGGAUCCAAUAAAUCAGAGACUGACGGAUCCAAUAAACCAGAGACUGAAGGAUAUAAUAAACCAGAGACAGAAGGAUCUGGUAAGCUGGAGCCUGAUGGAUCUGGUCAACUGGUGACUGAGGGAUCUGGUCAACUGGUGACUGAGGGAUCCAGUCAACCAGAGCUGCAAGGAUCUAACGCACCAGAGCCGAAAGGAUCUAGUCAAGGAGAGUUGGGUAAGAAAAAAACUAAACGAGUGUUGAAGGUCAAAAGAAUCCGCAAGAAAUCAGCUAACACUGCUAAAGUAAAGGCAAAUGGAAAUAAGUCCUUGCAAAAUGAUGGCAAGAAUAAGACAGUUCCUGUUGAAGGAUCUGAUAAACCAAAUGCUGAAGGAUCUACUAAACUGGAGCUUGAUGGAGCCAGUCAGCAAGAUCCUCAAGGAUCUAGUCAGCAAGAUCCUCAAGGAUCUCGUCAGCAAGAUCCUCAAGGAUCUAUUCAACCAGAGCCAAGUGACAAGAAUACUCCACGAUCAUUGAAGGCCAAAGCUAAAAUUGUUAAGAAAUCUAAAAAUGUUAAGGAAAACGGUUUACAACAGAUUCAUGGUAAAGAUAGAAAGUGGAAGAAGAACAAGAAGGUAGUUGGAAAGACCGAUGAGCAACCUAAAGGGAAGAAUUUGGAGGUUGAAAAGAGUGAAGAGAAAGAAAGUCCAAAUAAGAGGACUAGUGACAAAGGUCCUAUUGAGAAGAAGCAUGAAGCUGAAAGAAGUAAGAUCGUUGAGUCAAAUAAGAGUGAGCCAAAACAGAAUAAUAAAGAGAAGCAUAGAGGGCCAGACAAGGGUUCUAAGAGUAGAGCAAAUAAAGAUAAGCAUGGUGGCAUGGAAAAUACCAGAUCAAGUGAGAAGAAAAGAGAAAAACUUGGUGGUGUCAUCUUCAUGUGCAGUGGAAAGACAAAACCUGAUUGUUUCCGAUAUUCUGUAAUGGGUGUCCCAGCUGGCAAAAAGGAUGUUGUUUUAGGAGUCAAGCCUGGGAUGAAGCUUUUUCUUUAUGAUUUUGAUCUGAAGCUGCUGUAUGGGAUUUACAAGGCUUCAUCUUCUGGUGGUAUGAAACUUGAACCCCGAGCUUUCGGUGGUAACUUUCCUGCUCAGGUGCGAUUCACCGUUUCUCGUGAUUGUUUCCCGCUACCGGAGAACAUUUUCAGAAAGGCUAUCAAGGAAAAUUACAAUGAAAAGAACAAGUUCAAAACCGAGCUUACUAUCAGACAAAUGAUCGCGAUGUUGGUAGGGUGUACCAUCGGCACAGGGAAAGUGCUGCUGGGGAUCCGUAUACCAUUAGUAAUAUGAACAGAUACAAUGUGCUGCCUCAUGAGAGGGAUUCUCGAGUUGAACGCCGAGAGGAAAUUCCACGCGAUCUCUUUCUUACAGAGAAGAGUUAUCGAGCAUAUGGUCUCCAAGGAGAUGUAAGGUCUGUGGCCUCAGCUUCCCUUGUUAACCCUAUACUGGAACCUCCUUACAAGAGAGAUUAUGAGAGGGACCAUCUUCACCCGGAUCCUAUCUACAUUGAAAACGUCCCUUCACGCGUAGAAGAUCCUUAUUUUCGCAGUGCAAUUUCUGAUCGUAAAGAGGAUCCUUAUUAUGCCUAUCGCUAUGGUGGUUCACCAAGAGAUCCAUAUUUGCCACCUUUAGGUAGGGAAGACAUCCCUAGAAGCUCUUAUGUGGUUGGGGGACGGACUUUGAUUGGGACUGGGACUGAUGACUUGCAGAGGAGGGAGACAGUCCAUGAUAGGCAUUACUCAACAUAUUCUGCCGCCGAUGCCUUGUCUGAAUAUGACCGGAUGCAGCAAUACCGCCGAGAGAAUUUGGAAUCCGCAUCUGUGCCAGUUUCAUCUCGUUAUUCUUUUGCUGGCACUUCAUAUUCACUCCGCUGAAGUCAACAAUGUCUCAUGUUACUCUUAAGAUUAUCUUCCAACCUGGUGCCUCACAUUUAAUAACUUGUAUGGAUGGUACUUGCUUUUCUUUGGAACUUCUGCAGAAAAGCAUUCUACAUUCUGUAUGGGAUUUGAAAGCUGUAAAAUGAACAAAUUGAAAUUGUGAUUUGUGAUGACAAUUCAAGGAGCAGGCACCAUUAGCUGUUGUUUUAAUAAUUUGUUGUUCAUUUCUAAUUUUAGUAUGCUGGUACAAUGGUUUGUUUAUUAUCA